Hylaeus volcanicus is the source of this 2351-nucleotide messenger RNA. RefSeq lists its product as uncharacterized. The transcript has 13 exons. The record is from RefSeq and is a predicted model, not a curated record. NCBI's taxonomy places the organism in Eukaryota, Metazoa, Arthropoda, Insecta, Hymenoptera, Colletidae. The coding region runs from base 299 to 1813 and encodes 504 amino acids.
GCAAAUUUUAUCGAAUACAUGUUUUUUAUUUACUUAUUGAUGAAUUCAAAAGAAUUUUACAUUACACAUUUCAAUGAAAAGGUUUAGGAAAACUGGGAGAAAAAAAAAUAAACAUGAACGGAUAUUUUAUAUAAAAAAUAAAACGACACGAGUUCCACAGACUAUUCCGGCAGCCCAGAUAUAUUAAUAAAUUAGUUUAAACCGUACAUUUAAAGUGCAUGUACGUUAAUUUGUUUUUUUCUUUUCGUUCGCCCAUUUUAAAAUAUUAACAUUUUUUUUGUUGCAUUGUUAAAAAAAAAUGGUACAAUCUCCAACAGUGUAUGUUAAAUUAGCUCAAUUAGAAUAUUAUGCAGGUGAUCAAGUUUCAGGUGAAGUUGUUUUAAAUGUACCCGCUCAAUUGGAUAGUGGUUGCCGAUUAGACUUAAUUAUUUGGUGUGAAGAAUCUUGUGAAUGGGAAGAAGGGGCGUUACAGUCAAGCAUUUGGGAUACAGAAUUUCAAAGCAAAUUACGUCAGCGUUGUUCCGCUUUAGUGGCUAAAGAGAAUGUUAAUACAUUAAAAUAUCAGGGAAAUCACGUGAAUUAUAUUUGCCGUCUUUUAAUUUGGGAUUCUGAAAAUAAGCCUGUUGCUGCAGGUAAUUAUAUUAUACCUUUUGGCUUCAACGUACCGGCGAACGCCACUGCGUCUUGUCAUUUUAAGGGAGACGGAUGGAAAAUUAAUGUCCAACAUCAAUGCUUUGUUGCGUUACGUGAAGCUUUUUCAACAACAAAACAAAUAGAAACUAAAAAAAUGUUUCUCAAGCCGAUUAUGGAUGAUCUUUUGUCUCGUACAGAUCAUGAUUUAUUAGGUGCUACAAAUUUAAUUUCAUUUGUUGUUUUAGAAAAGCCUCUAUAUCAAGCUACUUUAAAAUCGUACAUUUUUCAAUGUUCGUAUACGAUUGGGUUUUUAUUUUUUGAAAAAACACAAUUAACUUUAACCAUAAAAAAAAAUUCACAAGCUUUUCUCCCUGGUGAAAUUGUACCUAUUAUCGUGGAAAUUGUGAAUCAAACUAGAAAUAAUAUUUUCAGUAUCUUUGUCACGCUUCGUAAUAUUAUCACACUCAAAUCAUCCGCUGGGAUUUAUAAGGAAAUAGUCCACCCGAUUUGUCGAUUAGCUCAACCUCUGAACGUUGCAGGACAUCAAGCAGAAACUUGUGAACAAAUAUACAUUCCUUUUCCCCUUCCCAUUGGAAUAGCUCCCACUUGUCAUGGAUCAACCGUUACAAAUGAAUGGGAUUUUCUUAUUUCUUGUAAUUAUAAACGAAAUUAUGGAAUAAAUAUGAAAUACACUGAGCAAGAUUUGAAUGUACCUGUGUGCAUUUGGCCGACAACUGUCAAUCCUUCAAAAACAGUUUCAAAUAUCACGAGAAACUGUUUCUUUAAUAAUAAUAUAGAAUUAUCUGAUAAAAGUUCCGAUACUUCCCCCUCUCAAGUGUCUUUAUUGCCCGUUCUCACAAAAGACACACCUGUGACAUUGUUGCCCACACAAGUUUUUAAAGUUGAUUAUGAUGUUCCAACUCCAAAAGUUGAGAAUGUUAUACGUUUAGCGUCAAGUAAAUUGAACACAGACCCGUCUAAAGAACUACUUCAAACACUACCACUUUUGAAUGUUUUUUUUCAAUAUGAACUGUGUCAUGAUUCUGGUGCUAUUUUAUCGCAAGAGUUACAAAAUUCUUUUGAAAUAAAAAAUGUAAAGCAAUCCAGAAAAAUAAAACUAAUGUCCAAGAAGAAAGCGAUUCCUUGUGCAACGCGUGUUGUCACACCCAUGCAAGAAUAAUUUUCUUUAAAAAUAUAUAUUUUCCGCAAUCAUCGUCAAUCGUUUACCUACUCGACACAAGCUCGUAUCUAAUAAAAUUCACUGGAAUACUUUUCCAACUUUAGAAAAAUGUCUAUCAAGUCUAUUAAAAAAGAGUAAUUCUUCCUAUUACUUAUUUUAUUAUACAUUAGUGACACGUAAAUAUGUUUUAAAAUUUUUUCACGAUAAACGAAUUUAAAUAACUAAAAAUGACGUUAAUAAACAUAAUAUAUGAAACGUUAAAGCAACAAGUAAUAGUAAACGUAAAGACUCGGUUAAAAAAACACAUUUGCGUGUUGCUCAAAAAACUACUACGAGUAACCGGAACCACGCGGGCGGGUCACUCGAAUGACAAGGGAGGGUCGUUGAACAACAAGGGAGGGUCCUUGAACGACAAGGGAGGGUCGUUGAACAACAAGGGAGGGUUCUUGAACGACAAGGGAGGGUUCUUGAACAACAAGGGAGGGUCCUUGAACGACAAGGGAGUCCUUGAAUGACAAGGGAGGGUCCUUGAACGACA